GUCCCCCUGGAAACGGUGCGCGCGUCCACGGCGGCAGCGGCAAUAUCAGCAGUCCGGACUAGCAAUGCCGGUGGUUUGACGUCCGCGCCACGCACUUUUCACCCGCUCUCCGCGCGUACUAUGCUCUUCUUCUAUUCUUCCUCCUUCACGUCUUUUCGCCCGUCUUUCAUCCCGACGGCCCGUUCGCGGUCCGACGACACCUCAUCCGUGCGACAUUUUUUUCCCACUCGGACUUAACCCUUUUCCUCCCCUCUAAAUUCCCCUCAGACAUCCAAACCCAUACCACUUUUGAUCCUUCGACAAAUAAUACCUCAUCAAAAGUGCGCUUCUCGUUUUUAUCAUAUUAUUUUUCUAUCUCUUAAAAAACAAACACACACAUAUAUUAUACCGUCGUUAUAUUUAUUAUUCUAUCUUUUGUACGAAAAAAUCAGAUCAAAUUAAUUUAUAUAAAUCGUUUCAAUAUAUUAUAUAUUAUACAUAUUAUAUAUUAUAUAUACACAAAUACACCAUCCUUAGUGCGGCGCGUAUAUUCAACCGGCGGCCAUAGGAAAUUGAUGGGACCCGCUGUCGUGGAUGGUACGACCGUUUCAAUGAGAAAUGGAAUCACUAACAGAGGACCAGAACAGACCUGUAGAACUUUUGUCACCGUCCAGAGGAAGGAGGAAACAAGCGAAACCUCAGCGGAAAAAUGCUUUACCGAUGGUAUGAUAAAGUGGAAAGCGCAGACUGUGACAUUGUAGACCGCCAACAGGAUAUGACUUUGUGUGUGGAACAAGAUGACGAAAUUAUUAUCAAUCCGGACACUAAUCACAACCAUCAGCCGCUGCUGUCGGCGGGUACCAAUACCAAACGACAAUUCAUCAAAAAUCGUAGUCAGACGGCUGAGGAUACUAAAGAUUCUUCUACGUCGGCAAACGAAGAUUGUACAAGUAGAGACGAUGAAGAGGACAUGACGGUAAAUGACGAAGGCGAUGGCACAGCUGCUGUUAAAGACGAUGACGAAGGGGAAAUGGCGAUCAAGGACUGUGACAAAGUUCCGUUGCCCGGGAUGAGUCUGGAGGGUCUUCUCAAGGACUAUCAAGACUUACACCACCAGCAGCAGCAACAGCAGCAGCAACAACAUUUACAGUACUGCCCGUUUUGUCGGGAAUCAUUUGACUUGGGAUCGCUAAAAGAACACUUAGAUGGUGGAUGCCGAGCCCGGCCGUCUUCGCCGCCCUCAACCACGGUUGCAAUCGCCGGCCAAUAUGGGUGCUUGCAGUGUAACGCUGCUUUUGGCAAUCGUGAUCUCCUCGAGAAACAUGAACUGCUCCACUCGCCCAACGCCCAAGUGUCUUGUAAGGUGUGCAACAAGACGUUCGCCAAUGUUUACCGUCUCCAAAGGCACAUGAUAAGUCACGAUGAAAGCGCAGUGCUGCGCAAGUUCAAAUGUCCUGAGUGCGAAAAAGCGUUCAAGUUUAAACAUCAUCUCAAGGAACACAUUCGCAUCCAUAGUGGAGAAAAACCGUUCGAGUGCUCCAACUGCGGUAAACGGUUCUCGCAUUCCGGUUCAUAUUCUAGUCACAUGACCUCUAAGAAAUGUCUGAUCAUAAAUCUAAAAAUGGGAGGCCGUGGGUCGCAAGCCAACAACCGGAACGCCGCUCACCAUCAACCGAACAACGGUUAUCCAAGCAAGCGUCCAGUCCCUAACAACAACAACAACAUAACCAACAACAACAGCAGCAACCACAACAACAACAGCAUUGGUGCCGGUGGCAAUACGUUCUCGCCCCUAUUGCCGUCUUCAGCGUCCAAGUACGACAUGCAAGUGGCACAGCCGAGUCCAACACAAGCGCAAUCGCUUACACCACAGUCAUUCUAUCACACACAACCAAAAGCCUCCGCGGCCGCCAUUUAUUUCCCAGGACUGUUCAACACUCAGAGCAAGUUCAACAUACACGAUCUUCUGCAGCCAUCGUUGAUGCAGUCGGCGAUGGUUAAGCAAGCACAAGAACAGGAACAGGAUCAAGAACAAGAAGAACAAAAACAACAGCAAGACGAUUGCUGUAGUGGUGACGACAAGAAUAAGACGACAGACGACGACCAGAAGGAGCACGAGAGUGGUGGUGAAGACUUCAACGAAGACGACGAGGCCGAUGACGACGACGACGACAAAUACGACAACGUGAUAGACGUGGUGAGCGUGGUGAAGAAGGAAUGCGAAGACGGCGGUGGUGCGGACGAGGACACAGCUGGCGAAACAGACGCUGCUGUCAAGAAACUCUUGGAGACGGUCAACGUGUCAGCGGUCACCAAACAGCUGAUGAUGGCCAACGCCGCGGCCGCCGCAGCGGCUGCCCUGCACCACCAGCAGCACCAGCCGCCGCCGUCUUGCGGCUCGUCGGGCGGUUGCCCCAGCGUGACGAGCGAUUCGCCGCCGUAUCACCACGGCUACAGCCUGUACCCCAAUCACAACAACCAUCACCACCUGCUCAACAACCAUCACAGAGCCGAAGGGCUGGUGGUCAAGGCGGAAUACUCGGCGGGCGGUAGUUCCGGGGCCUGCAAGACGACCAUCAACAACAACAAUAUAAACAACGGUUACGACGCGGGCAGCGACUGUUACACCGACGACGAGCACAGGCCGUGCACCACCGAAGAGGAAGACUCCGUAGACCAGGACGGCCGCAAGAUCCGCGUCCGGUCGCAGAUAGCCGACGACCAGCUGGCCGUGCUCAAGGAGUGCUACGCGGCCAACCCGCGGCCAAAGCGCGAGGAACUGAGCCGGAUCGCCGACCGGAUCGGCUUCAACGUGCGCGUCGUCCAGGUGUGGUUCCAGAACAACCGGGCCCGCGACAGGCGCGAGGGCCGCCUGGUGCACAUGCCGUACUCGCCCGCGUCCGCCGCCGCACACGCCGCACCCGCGUCGAGCGCCGAACAGCCGCUCGACCUGUCCACGAAGCGGGGACGCCGCGACGACGAGUGCAACAGCGGCCGCAGUUCCGUGUGCAACGUUACGCUGACCAACAAGUGUACCAUACAGUUCAAGUGUUGGACCGCCAACAACCGGGACGAUUGCAGUUCGUCGCCGCCCGCGUCCAUGUUGCAGCCGAUGCAGCAGCAUUGCCGCAAGACGUUUCUGGGAGGCGCGUACCCGCCGCCGUCGCCUGCCUGCGCGGCACCGCCCCCGCCGCCGCCGUCGUCCCACCUGCACCAUCCAGCGUCUCAUUCGCCCAUACCGGCCGUCGCGCUCCGGCACAACGGCAGCUUGAGCCCCGCGUCCGAGAAACGUUCGUGGAAGAGAGAAUACGGAGACUGGAGCGACAUGACGGACGAAGCCGAAGACUCGGGGUGUACGUCCCAAGACCCUGACGAUGCGGUGUCCACUGGAGCCGGUGCAGGCGCUUUGCACAACAACAACAAUAACAACAACAAAAACAACAACCACAACACUAGUAAUAGCGCAAUGGCGGCUGCUGUUGGUUCGCCCAACAAAAAAUCAAAGCCUUCAUCCGUGGAAUCUGCUGAAGUACCAGAUCAAAGACCGCACAAGUGUGACGUUUGCCCAAAAGCGUUCAAACACAAACACCAUCUGACCGAACACAAGAGACUGCACAGUGGUGAGAAGCCGUUCCAGUGUUCCAAAUGCAUGAAACGGUUCUCGCAUUCGGGUUCGUACAGCCAGCACAUGAACCACCGAUUCUCGUACUGCAAACCGUACAGAGAGUAAAUUCGACAGAUCUACUCAAAACCGACAGUAUAUAUAAUAUGUGUAUGGUGUAUAUAUUGUCACCGUCUCUAUACCGCUUUAUUAUUAUCUAAUAUAAUUAUAAUAUAAUAAUAACUACUAUAUUACUACUACUACUACUACUACUACUACUACUACUACUACUACUACUACUACUAUUUUAUUAUUAUUACUAUUUCUACCAUUCGCCUCGAUUUUUGACGGUUUUUGUUUUUCGUUUUUUUUUCCAAUAUUCUUAGGUUUUUUUUUGUAACGCCCAUCCCCUUUUUUAUUCGUUUUGAAAACAAUAAAAAAACAUUGUAAAAAAAAGAAAAAAAAACUUUAACGCAAUAUGUAUUUAAAAAGGGUCAACGUAUAUAUAUAUAUAUAUAUAACAAAUGUGAAAAAUAUAAAUGAAUAUAUAUAUAUAUAUAUGUAUAUAAUAAUCGAGACAAUAAUUUUUCGGGUUGUUCGACACACUCCGCACUGAUAUAUAUAUAUGUAUAUAUAUACACAAUAAUAUAUGUAUUAUAUAAAGUGAUGUGUUUUAGCCGUUAUCAUUCUGAAUUUAUAUUUUUAUAUAAAUGUUAAUUAUAUAGUAUAAAUAUUGUAUAAAGUUUGGCAAAAAAAAUAAAUUAUAAAUAAGUAUAUACAUGUUUUGCGUAUAUAAUAUGUAUAAUAAUUAAUGAUACCACGAGAGACAAUAACUAAAGUAAAAUAAUGAAAUAAUUUUUCAACUUUGUAAAUAGGCCAGUUUUCUAGUGUGUGUGUUUUUCCAUGAAAUAUUAAUAUAUUUAUGUAAAAAAAAAUCUUAUUAUUAUUACUAUAAAAAUUAUAUAAUAUACAAAUAAUUAAUAACAAAAAAAUUUUGAAAAAAAAAAUCGAUUUAUAAUAUAUAUAUAUAUAUUACAUAUUCUACAAAACGUAUGCCUCUAUAUGUAUUAUGUAUUAUGUAUAAUGUAUAUAAUAUGUAUAAUUAUAACUGACUUUCGAUUCUCACGUAUAAUGCAGUAUAUUGUUAUUGAUUCAAAUAUUUAUAUAUACGCGAGCUAAAAGAAUCAGCGCCGAUUUUUACUAUAUACACCUUAUUAUUAGAUUUGUAAAUCGUUUGUCAAAAGCAAAAAAAAAAACACGCAAAAAAAACAAAAAAAAAAACAUUUAACAUUUCCCGCUUAUAUAUAUAUACAUAUUAUAUUAUAUAGUAUCGUUAGCAAUCGUCCGUUACAUUUUGUUCGAUAUUUAUUCAUUGGUAUUAAAAGUGUAGUACCUACAUAUAUAUUAUAUUAUUAUUGUAUAGGUAUAUAAAUAGUAUUAUAAAUUUGUUGAAUCGACUUAAUCAUCCCCUCUAUAGUUAUAAUGUUUUAAUAAUAUAUAAAAGGUUUUAUUUAUCGCGUAUAUAUAUAAUAUAUAAAACACCAAUCACUCGCCACACCCUCUCCUCGCUGAAUUCAAAUUAUGUACAGUUAUUAUGAUUUUUUUUUUCGACCGUCGAUGGACGCAUAACAAUCUAUUUAUAAACAUAUUACCUAUCACACAUUGUAUAUACACCACGCGUAUUUCGAUCGUUUUCCGAAAUUUUCGUUUGUACUUACAUGCAGUCCCGCGUUACAUUACUAUUACAUAUUAUUAUGAUAUCAUAUAUAUAUACUAUAAGCUGCAGUAUUAUAUUAUCCAUUUCAAACAACGACGGCGGCAGUAUUAGAUAUUGUGCAGUUGUUAUGUGUACACACACACACACUCAUUUCUGCUAAAGCCUGUGCUUAUAUCUAUGUAUAUAUAUAUAUGCAUACAUUUUACGCCAUUUUAAUGCGAUGUUUUGUGGGACUAUUUUUUUUGCUAAGGGUCGAUGAUGAUUAUUAUUAUUAUUAUUAUUAUUAUUAGAAUUAUUAUUAUAUUUGAUCGGUGAGAAAAAUGAUUCAUGUUUUCUUUUAACCGACAAAUUAUGUGAAUUCAACGUGCCUAAAUAAUUAUAUUUUUCAGUAUUUUAUUAAUUUAUUAUAUGAUAUAAAUAUUUAUAAAAUACGCCGUGAGCGAAAAAAAAAAGUUGUAAAUAAAAUUAUAUAAUAUUAUAUAUAUACAUUUAAGGUUUGUGUGUAGAAAAUACGAUUUUUUUUUUUUAGUUUUAAAAUUGGGCUAGAGUGACCAAAGAUAAUUAAGGAAAUAUAUGUUUAAUCUUAAGCAUUCGUAAAAUUGUCUUACAUUAUGUAUAACUUAAUUCGUGUAAUAAGUACGCGUUUUCCGUAAAUUUUUUUUUUCGACUUUUAUUUUGUGCAAUGUGUUUUAUUAUUAUAUAUUUUUUUCUUUUUUUUAAGUUAAUAUAUGAUAUUUUAUGAUGUACGCUUUUUUUACGGUAUCUUCUAUGUUUUUUUGGUUAUUUAGUUUAUUUUGGUUAUUGUGAUUUUUUUUCGAUAAUUUUAUUUUACAUUUUUCAAAGAUUUUUCAAUUUAAUGUAUAUAGGCAUAUACCUAUAUACCUAUUAUAAAAUUAAUAUGAUUUUUAAUAUUUUAUUUAAAAAAAAUUUAUAUAUAUAUAUUUCAAUGUAUAUACAAUACAAUUUAUACAUAAUAAAUAUAUAAUUUAAUGUAGUUACCCGUACAUAAUAUAUAUGUUCGGAUUUAUAAAUAGGUUUAUGUUAUAAUAAUAUAUAUGCAUAAUGUAUUAUAUAUGGAAAAAUUAUAAAUAUGUAAUGUGUAUACAUAAAUGGCUAAAAUUUAAUAAUUUACAUUUAUUUGUUGUUUAUUCAUUAUAAUAUAUUAUAAUUUCAUUCAGACCUUUUCCUGGGA
This is a messenger RNA of Rhopalosiphum padi (bird cherry-oat aphid), 6489 nucleotides long. It is a transcript of the gene zfh1, whose product is annotated as zinc finger protein 1. The transcript is spliced from 9 exons. The record is from RefSeq and is a predicted model, not a curated record. The coding region runs from base 689 to 3709 and encodes 1006 amino acids. Gene Ontology annotation, molecular function: RNA polymerase II cis-regulatory region sequence-specific DNA binding; DNA-binding transcription factor activity, RNA polymerase II-specific. Gene Ontology annotation, biological process: anatomical structure development; regulation of transcription by RNA polymerase II. Lineage: Eukaryota; Metazoa; Arthropoda; Insecta; Hemiptera; Aphididae. Gene Ontology annotation, cellular component: nucleus.